This is a messenger RNA of Diplodia corticola, 1011 nucleotides long. RefSeq names its product methyltransferase. The transcript is spliced from 4 exons. Gene Ontology annotation, molecular function: methyltransferase activity. Bases 1 to 1011 code for a protein of 336 amino acids. The record is from RefSeq and is a predicted model, not a curated record. Lineage: Eukaryota; Fungi; Ascomycota; Dothideomycetes; Botryosphaeriales; Botryosphaeriaceae.
AUGUGUCAGGAUCCUGCCGUCCCUGCAGGCCACGCCGACAAUGCCGUCAUCGAGGCCGAUACAGAUGACAGGGACUCGGCUCUCGACGAAAGCGACGGCCACAGCGACUUCACUUCGCUGACAUCGUCCAUCCUCAACUACGAGUACAAGAACGGCCGGCGCUAUGCCGCCUACAAGGAUUCCAAAUACUUCCUACCCAACGACGAGGCCGAAUGUGAUCGCAGCGACCUCAUCCACCACAUCUACGGCAUGCUCCUCGGCGGCCGCCUGAUCCUCGCGCCCAUCCCCCACCCGCAGCGCAUCGUCGACCUCGGCUGCGGCACGGGCAUCUGGGCCAUGGACGUGGCCGACGCCUACCCGUCGGCCGACGUGCUCGGCAUCGACAUCAGCCCGAUCCAGCCGUCGUGGGUGCCGCCCAACGUGCGCUUCGUCGUCGACGACGUCGAGCUGCCGUGGACGACGUCGGAAGCCGACAAGUUCGACCUCGUCCACUUCGUCAACCUCAACGCGUGCAUCGGCGACUGGCCGGCGCUGCUGCGCCAGUGCUUCGACAACCUGCGGCCCGGCGGCUGGCUCGAGGCCAAGGAGACGGACACGACGAGCCAGUCGGACGACGGGUCGUUUCCGGCCACGUGCGCGCUGUACGUCCUCCAGGAGACGAUCCGCGACGCCAUGGACAAGUGCGGCCGCACGAUGCACGCGCCCGCCAGGAUGAAGCGCUGGAUGGAGGAGGCCGGCUUCGUCGACGUGACGGAGCAGGUCUUCAAGCUGCCGUUCAACCCCUGGCCCAAGGACCCCGAGCUCAAGAAGAUCGGCAGGUUCCAGCUCGCCCAGUUCCUGGACGCGCUGAAGCCGUAUGCGCUGGGGACGCUGGUCGAGCUGCUGGGGUGGACGAGCGAGGAGAUGGAGGUGGCGCUGGCGGGCGCGCGGAAGGACUUGAGGAAUACGAAGUUCCAUGGCUACAAUACGCUGCGUGUUGUGACGGGCCGGAAACCGGGCAAGGACGAGUGA